Molecule: messenger RNA, 1165 nt
Organism: Papaver somniferum (opium poppy)
Lineage: Eukaryota; Viridiplantae; Streptophyta; Magnoliopsida; Ranunculales; Papaveraceae
Product: PRA1 family protein B3-like
Exons: 1
Coding region: 228-872 (214 amino acids)
Biological process (GO): vesicle-mediated transport
Cellular component (GO): Golgi apparatus; endoplasmic reticulum
Source: RefSeq, a predicted model, not a curated record
AUCUAUGGGUAGCUCUCGGCCACGUGCAGUUUUUCGUUUUAUCAUCUCACCGACACCACCAAAAUAAAAAUUCACCGAAAACCACCACUCACUUUCCUUUUUCCUUCUCCCUUGAGAAAAAGAAUUCCAAAUCUCAAAAUCCUUAACAAUUCCGGGUUCUCUUCCGCUUUAAAAUCAAAUCAAAUCCGAAAAAAAAGAAACUACAGCAUUGAGUUCGGUAAUCUCCCAUGAUGUCGUCCGCUCCAACUCUUCCGAUCUCAAACCCUAACAACAACAAUUCUCAACCAUCUCAAAUCGCAACACCAGCUUUCCGUGCAUUCAUAUCACGUCUCUCAGAUUCAGUCCGUCAAGGUUUCUCUCAACGUCGUCCAUGGCUAGAACUCGUUGACAGAUCUGCUUUAAACCGUCCUGAUUCCGUUUCUGAAGCUGCAUCUCGUAUUCGCAAAAACUUUUCUUAUUUCCGUAUAAACUAUUUUACUCUACUUGCUUCUGUUCUUGCCUUAUCUCUUCUUACCCAUCCAUUCUCUCUUUUCGUUCUUCUCUGUCUCCUCGGUUCAUGGCUGUUUCUUUACAUCUUCAAACAAUCUGAUUCACCACUUGUGAUUAUGGGCCGUACGUUCAGUGAUCGUGAAACGUUGGGCGUUUUGGUUGUUCUUACGAUUGUUGUUGUUUUCCUAACAAGCGUUGGAUCUCUACUUAUCUCUGCACUUAUGGUUGGAUUAGCUAUUGUUUGUGUUCAUGGUGCAUUUAGGGUUCCUGAAGAUUUGUUUCUUGAUGAUCAAGAGCCUGCUACUACUGGUUUCCUUUCGUUCCUUGGUGCUGCUUCGUCUGCCGCUGCUGCUGCCGCUCCUGUUGUAGCAUCAAGGGUGUAACCAUAUCUAAGUUGAUCAGAUCUAAUUGCCCUGGCUGAGGUUGGUUAAAGGGAAAUAUUUAAAAUUUGGUACCAAUUUUUUUGGUAGAUAUAAUUCAUUAAGUCUGUAAUUUAUCUAGGUUUGGAUCUAGACAAUGGAAAAUUUGUAGAUCUGUUUUUCUCUUUUGAUACAGAUAGAAAUAUUUGUAACAUCUAAUGCUGAAUCUUCGGAGUUGUUCCUAUAUUUCAUAUGUCACGAUUUAUUAUAUACAAAUUGUUAUCUAGCUUUAUUAAUAUAAUUGUUUCUGUAUGUUA